CACACCACUCUCACCUAUAUAUAAAAUUUAUCGAACAUGGCGAGUACGGGACGUUCCGCUUUUUCUCGAGAUGGCCAAUAUUAUGCGUUUUGUGGUAAUGACGGCAAGUUGAAGAUCUGGGAGACUGCGAGCGGUAGGCUGAAGCAUGAAUAUACUCCUAAUCGACAUUUAUCGUCGCCUUGCAGCGUGAUAGAAUGGAUCUCCGUGAGCCCACAAUCGGCGGGCAACGCAUCGCCAGCGCCAAGAAAGAGACGCAGAAGAAAAUCAAUAUCGGAAGAAAUCGAUCACAAACCUAUAGUGGCAAUAGGCUCGUUAAAUGGAAAAGUCACUUUGUACGAUGUAGCAGCUGCAUCUAUCAGUGCUACAUUGGAAAAUGGUCAUUCUUCCACUGUCACGGCGAUCGCUUGGUCAGCACGUACCGGAUUAAUUACAGCAGCUAAUGAUUAUCAUAUAGUAGAAUGGAAUCUUCAGGAAAAUGGGAUCAAGUGUAAAUGGAAAUCUGGUAAAACAAAAAUCACAGCUUUGGCAAUUCUAUCUAAUGGGAAGUCUUUGUUAUCUGCGGAAAGAAUUAUCAACUGGUGGGAUUUAGCAACCAAACAAUUAAUCCGCAAAUUUACUGGACAUGCCAAUCAUAUUACCUUUCUUCAAACCGUACAAAUAGAUAGUGCAACCAGUUAUUUAAUCAGUGGUGCUUGUGCAGAUAGUCAUCUUUCUGUAUGGGCAUUAGACAAAAAUAAUAAAAAUGAUAAAGCAUCAAUAGCAACUUUAGCCAUGCAAGACGAGGCUACUUCAAUUUCGAUACUUGUUGCGGAAGAGUCACAAGUUAUUGUAUUGGCUACUAUUCAAUCGGGCCAAGCACAAUUAUUCAAAUAUCAACCGAAUGGUCAUACUAAACCAUUGAAACCGUCUCUAAAUAUUGCGGUAGCAGCAGAUGCCAAUCAGAAAGAAACUGUUCAACAAAUUCCAAUUUUAGCGGGUUACUUGACUGAAGAUGGAAAAUUAUUACUGGCAUAUGGUAGUUAUGUAAAUUUGACAUUCGAGAAAGUGAUACCUGAUUUUUCGGACAAAUUGCAAUGUUUGGUCAGAUCAGAAAGAUUAGAUAUGAAAAAAUCAAAAGAAAAGAAAGAAGAGUCAAUCUCUAAAAUUAAACCUACCGUGAUAGAAGAAGAUGUAAAAUAUCUCGCACCAGGAAUAGGAAUCCCGACACAGAAGAAAAAUAGAACGACAUCAGGUUCUCAGUUACUUUUAAAAGAUAGAUUAGAAAAUCUUAGUUUGAAUGCAGAUGCAAACACGCCGGGAAGGACAUCAAUGAAAGGAACAAAUAUGGCACAAUUACUGAUGCAAGCGUUAAAUAGCAAAGAUAAAACUAUUUUGACGACGGUAUUGUUUACAAAAAAUGAAACUGUAAUUCGUAAUACUAUCGCAAGAUUACCAGUGCAAGCAAUUACGCCAUUACUGAAAGAAUUAACUGUUAUGUUGCAAGGCAAAACAUAUACGAGUAAAAUUGCAGUAAUGUGGUUGCAAACUUUGAUAAUGACUCAUGCAGCACAUUUAAUGUCGCGACCAGAUAUCGCGGAGACACUCAGUCCUAUUCUAAGUUUUAUCGAUGCAAAAUUAGGUCUUCUAACGGCAAUGCAAAAAUUAAGAGGAAGAGUUUCUCUUAUAACAGGACAAAUAACUCAAGCUAAUGAAGACCACAACAAGGACAUAACUGAAGAUAGCUUAUUGGUUUAUCAAGAUCCAGAUUCAUCGGAUGAAGGUGCUGAUAAAGAAGAUAUUGAUCUCAGCAGCGAAUCUGAUGACAAUUGGGAAGAGAUGUCCGAUCAAGAUAUUCAAGAUGAAGAGGAUGUCAAAAGUGUUAAAUCUGAGGAUGAGGAUGAGGAUGGUAAUGAUAAUGAUAAUGACAUGGAUAAUAAUGACUCUAUACAUAGUUGAAAUUGAUUCAAUCGAAAAGACUUGAAUUGUUACAAUGAAGCCAUUUUUAAAAACAGGUAAAAAACAGAUGUA
Pogonomyrmex barbatus (red harvester ant) is the source of this 2007-nucleotide messenger RNA. RefSeq names its product WD repeat-containing protein 43. NCBI's taxonomy places the organism in Eukaryota, Metazoa, Arthropoda, Insecta, Hymenoptera, Formicidae. The record is from RefSeq and is a predicted model, not a curated record. Gene Ontology annotation, molecular function: protein binding. Gene Ontology annotation, biological process: maturation of SSU-rRNA from tricistronic rRNA transcript (SSU-rRNA, 5.8S rRNA, LSU-rRNA). Gene Ontology annotation, cellular component: nucleolus.